This is a messenger RNA of Trypanosoma grayi, 1773 nucleotides long. Its product is annotated as phosphoacetylglucosamine mutase. Gene Ontology annotation, molecular function: phosphoacetylglucosamine mutase activity. The record is from RefSeq and is a predicted model, not a curated record. NCBI's taxonomy places the organism in Eukaryota, Euglenozoa, Kinetoplastea, Trypanosomatida, Trypanosomatidae. The transcript has a single exon. Gene Ontology annotation, biological process: carbohydrate metabolic process; UDP-N-acetylglucosamine biosynthetic process. Bases 1 to 1773 code for a protein of 590 amino acids.
AUGCCGCUUCCUUCGUCGUUUGUGCGUGGAGUGCACGAUUGUGUUGCGAGGUUCCCGCUGCUGCACGAUGCCCGCGCUGCGCCGCUUGCGUACGGGACGGCCGGGUUUCGGACCACUGGCAGCUUGCUUCCCGCUGUGGCGGCGCGUGUCGCUUUUGUGGUGGUGCUGCGGGUGUGGUGGGCUGUGGGCAAUACUGCCGCGCCUGCUGGCUGCGCCGUUGGCUGCAUGAUCACUGCCUCGCACAACCCUGCCGCAGACAACGGCCUGAAGCUGGUUGACGUUGACGGCGGCAUGCUGGCGGCGUCGUGGGAGGGUAUCUGCACCGCUGCCGCCAACGCCGCCACCGGGGAGGAGCUUCUCAAGGCACUGGAGGAUUGGGCGACGACAAACAACAUUUGCCCGCCCACAGGGGAGGCAGUUGCGGUGCGCUGUCCAUUCGGCGCUGCACAACUCGCCCGCGACACGCGCCCAUCGGGGGUGGAUAUUCUCCGCGCGUUGGUGGCUUCACUGGAGGCGGCGGCUGUGCCGUUUGCCGACCACGGCACGGCCCCAACGCCGCUGCUGCACUAUAUGGUGCAGCGGGCCAAUCGGCCGUCGACAGUGGCGGAGGUGCCAAGGCCUUCGAACUUCGGGCCAGCGCUCUACCGCCAUGAUGUGCUCUCAGCACUGGCAGCGCUUCUGCAUGCGGUGGUGCCGCCGUCACAGGGCAAGCGAAAGCGACAGAAGGUCGUUGUGGACGCAGCCAACGGUGUGGGGACUCUUGGGAUGAAGGCGUUCCUCCGUGCCGCGCAGGAGUUGCCGUCGAACCCAUUGGAGGAGUUCUUUGACAUUGUCCUCCUCCACGACGACGUGGACAGCGUGGAUGACCUCAACCAUAUGUGUGGUGCUGAUUUUACACAAAAGACGCGUUCGCCGUCAGCUGACAUGAAACGAUGGGCGGCAGUGCACAGAGAGCAGGACGAGGAGGAGGAAGUGCACUACUACACGCUUGACGGGGACGCCGAUCGCGUUGUGGCCUUUCUCCAUGACUCUGCUGUGGGCGACGUGUGGCAUUUGCUGGACGGCGACCGCAUGCUGAUACUGUACGCUCUGGCGUUACGGCACUGGCUCGGAGAAUGUGUGCUUCACUCGCUCGACGUGGGCGCGGUGCAGACAGCGUACGCGAACGGGGCGUCAACCGACUACCUGCAGCAUCGUCUGGGGCUCCGUGUGUACACCACCGCCACAGGCGUAAAGCAUCUGCACCCCAUUGCCCAUCAGCGUGACAUUGGCGUGUACUUCGAGGCCAACGGCCAUGGAACCGUCCUGUUCAAUUGCGAGGCAAUUGCGUCGAAGCUUUCUGCUGCUGUGGACCCCCAGGCACGCGCGGUGCUGGAGUUUCUGCCUGUGCUUCUUUCACAGGUCUGUGGUGAUGGGAUUGCGGAUUUGUUUGCGUGCGAGUUGGUUCUCUUGGCGCUGCGGAUGAGCUUCCGUGCGUGGUACCAGCUCUACACGGACCUGCCGUCGCUGCAGAGCAAGGUCGCUGUGAGCAACCCCAAGGUGGUCACCAACACGCCGGACGAGCGACGCGCCUUGUCGCCACCGGGGCUGCAGGAUGCGAUUGAUGCGGCGGUUGCUGCUGCGAGUGCCGCACCGCAUUCGGCUGCGCGGGCGUUUGUGCGGCCAAGCGGCACUGAGCCAAUCGUGCGUGUUUACGCGGAGGCGAGCGACGCGGCAGCGUGCAAGAAGCUCGGCGAUGUUGUGGAGGGCCUCGUGAGGCGCUAUUGUGAAUAG